ACUGGCACCAGCCUUCUCCCAUAGGAGCAGCGGGGACGUCAAUCAACUCCCUCAGCCGCCCCCUCCUUUUAAAAAAUAAUCCUUUCAUUCAAUGGAACUUGGACAAAGUUUUCUAAGAGGGGAGCGGAAAAAAAAAGAAAGAAGGAGCCAUAAAACCCAGGCGAGAGCAGGGCCUUUCAGAGCCUCUUAUCUGAUUGCGGGAGCAGCACUUAAGGGCCCGCACCCGCUCCCCGCCCGCCCCCAGCCUUGGCGCUUCGGGCACCGGCCUCGCCCGCGCACCUGGGAGCGUGAGAGCGUGUCUCGGCACCGCCAGCGCCGGGGAGCCGCCGUGUCCUCCGGGGACAGCCCUGCCAGCCUGGGCCCGGUCUGCCACGCCACCCCUGCCCACCACUCAAGAUGACGUCUGCCACCAAGGUGUACUACAGCCAAACCACCCAGACUGACAGCCGCCCACUGAUCAGCUCGGGCCUGCGCAAGCGCCGGGUGAUGACAAAGGAUGGGCGGAGCAAUGUGCGCAUGGAGCACAUCGCCGACAAGCGGUUCCUCUACCUCAAGGACCUGUGGACCACCUUCAUUGACAUGCAAUGGCGCUACAAGCUCGUGCUGUUCUCUGCCACCUUUGCCGGCACCUGGUUUGUGUUCGGUGUGGUCUGGUACCUGGUGGCCGUGGUGCACGGGGACCUGCUGGAAUUCGACCCCCCGGCCAACCACACACCCUGCGUCAUGCAGGUGCACACGCUUACCGGGGCCUUCCUCUUCUCCCUGGAGUCCCAGACCACCAUCGGCUAUGGCUUCCGCUACAUCAGCGAGGAGUGCCCGCUGGCCAUCGUCCUACUCAUCAGCCAGCUGGUCCUCACCACCAUCAUGGAGAUCUUCAUCACGGGCACUUUCCUAGCCAAGAUCGCCCGGCCCAAGAAGCGAGCGGAGACCAUCAAGUUCAGCCAGAACGCCGCGGUGUCCCAGCACAAUGGCAAGACCUGCCUCAUGAUCCGUGUGGCCAACAUGCGCAAAAGCCUGCUUAUCGGGUGCCAGGUGACUGGCAAGCUGCUGCAGACCUACCUCACCAAAGAAGGUGAGAACGUCCGGCUCAACCAGGUCAACGUGGACUUCCAGGUGGACACGUCCUCGGACAGCCCCUUUCUCAUCCUGCCCCUCACCUUCUACCACAUCGUGGACGACGUCAGCCCCUUCCGGGACAUGUCCCUGCGCACAGGUGAAGGCGACUUCGAGCUGGUCGUCAUUCUGAGCGGCACGGUGGAGUCCACCAGUGCCACCUGCCAGGUGCGCACCUCCUACCUGCCUGAGGAAAUCCUGUGGGGCUACGAGUUCACGCCGGUCAUCUCCCUCUCGGCCAGUGGCAAGUACGUCGCCGACUUCAGCCUUUUCGACCAGGUGGUGAAGGUGUCACCACCCUGCUGCAUCCAUGAGACCGUGAGGUUCGGCGACCCUGAGAAGUUGAAGCUGGAGGAGUCCUUACGGGAGAAGGCAGAGCGUGAGGGCAGCCCACUCAGCGUCCGCAUCAGCAACGUCUGAGCAGCCCACGGCUCACGCCCAGCCUCUCAGUGCCUACUCCUUCCCCUCUAACCUUUCCCCUCCUCCCCGCUCUUCUCUCUCCUUCCCUGCCAGUCUCACGGGGCAGUUCGAGUGAUCCACUCUCCCAUAGGACCAUGCCGAAGGAUUGCGCCGUUAGUUCCCCCCAUAGCACUGCUCCCACCUUGUCCCUGGGACCUCCCAAGGGAGAGGCUGGGUGGCCAACCUCCCUUUUUCCUCCUCCUGGGCCUGGUGCUUGCAUUGAUUUUGGCACAGUGCCGGGCACCCCAGGGCCCUGCGGAGCCCAAGCCAGCAGGGUGGCAUCGCCUCACAGCCCAGUGGGCUGUUUUUAUGGACUCUGCCUUUGCUCCCAGCCUGCAGACUCAACUCACACUUAACACCCUGCUAAUCCCCCGCGAGGCACAGGCGCGCUUCCAGGACAGCAGCCUAUACCAGGGUGCUGCUAACGGCACUGCCCACCCUGCCCCAGGCACAGCAAUGGCCAGACUGGGUCAGCACCAAGGUCCACCCAGUCCCGUUCCCUGCAUCCAAGCCUGGAGGAACAGGCGACUGCUGUCUGCAACACUGGUGGACACAGGACCUGGCGCAGCCUGCUGCAUGUCAAGGAUCACCGUGGUCAUUGGAAGACCCCUGAGCACCUGGCCUGAUGGCCUGGCAGGGAGUCUUGUGGGGGAAGCAUCUCCCUUGGCACAGGCUGGGCUGGCGGAAAGCUGCAGCCCCCAGAAACGGACCCUGAGACCAGUGCUGGGCACUGACUAACGAGGUGCUGGAGUGGAGGCAGGGGGGACUUGAGGCUCUGGCAGCCCCGAGCUCUGGGGUAUGGGGAGGUGUCCAGCAGCCAGGGGAAUAAGCCUCUUCCUGCCUCCCUGAACAGCUGCCUUGACACUUCCUCGCUGGGCAGGAGGCAGGCAAAAGAAGCCGGUGAUGAAGAUCUCCAUGAUGGUGGUGAGGACCCCUGGUUGCUGGCUACGUCCCCUCAAGCGCUCUGCAGAGCCUGGAGCCCCGCUGCCUCCACCCCCUGCCCAUGGUCCCCUUCCCUGACUCCGGGCAUGAAGCCAGCCCAGCAUGCCUCUGCAGCCUGGCCUGUGCUGCAAUGGUUGUGGAGGUCUCCUGAUGGCCUGGCAGGAGGUCUCAGGAGGUCUCAGGCCCUUCCUGAGAGACCAGCCCGUCUGGCUGCUCCUUUACACCAACCCCUGGGUGGGAGACCCUCACACAUUGAGAAAACCCCCAUCCCCAGGGACCCACAGCCCAGCUGCAGCCUGAGCCAGCCAGCAGGGAGACUUGCACAUGGCUUGGCUGCAUAUGAUGCCUCUGGUGCCCAUUGCUCAUCCACCCAAGGGAGGCAGGGAAUCAGCUGUGCCCGGGGCUGGAGGGUUUCACAUCAGCAGCACGGUGAAGGUCUCAGCCCCGAGGCUGCCACAGAUCCCCUGCAUUGUGGAGGUGCUGCCGGGUGCUCGGGGCUCCAGAGCAGCAUUGGGCCCUGCAGCCAUGGAGCAUCCAGCCACGCCAAGCACAGCUGACUGCAGCAGAAGGAAGCCACCGUGUCCAGCACUUGCACACCCUGCAUUCAAGGCAGUGCCAGCACCUCCCUGGGAAGUCCCGCACUGUCCCCACCACCCGCAGCACCAGCCCCAUGGCCCAGACUGGCAGCUGAGCUGGAGGGUCACAGCCCACCCCAGGGAGAGCGGCUCACCAGGACUGCAAAACACCCGUAGCAGAAAUGCCAACUCCGGAUGUGGAGGCCAUGGGAACCUUGAUUCCCAAGUGGUCCCACUCCUCUCUGCCGCCAGGGCUUCCCCUGCAGCUCUGUCUUGUGUCCUGCCCCGGGCGGCUCUGUCACUCGUAUCCAGGGUCAGUGACACCAUGCCACGGGGGUCCUGGGAGUUUAGGAAGUUGUGGGCUUGUGAACACAUGUAGUACUGUAUCUGAACACCGGGGGGCAGCAUGCACUUCUGUGUAUGCACGUGUGUGUGUGUGUGUGUGUGUGUGUGUGUCAGUGUGUGCAUGCAUGUGUGUGUGUGUGUGUGUGUGUGUAUGCCUGUACCAAAAUAUUAGGCACAGGUGUGUGUGUGUGUGUGUGUGUGUGUGUGUGUGUGUGCGUGCCUGCCUGUACCAGAAUAUUAGGCACAGGUGUGUGUGUGUGUGUGUGUGUGUGUGUGUGUGUGUGUGUGUGUGUGCGCGCGCGUCCCUGUACCAAAAUAUUAGGCACAGGUAUGUGUAUGUGUGUGCGUGCCUGUACCAGAAUAUUAGGCACAGGUGUGUGUAUGUGUGUGUGUGCGCGUGCCUGUACCAGAAUAUUAGGGGCAGGUGUGUGUGUUUGUGUGUGUAUGUCAGUGUGUGUGUACACAUGUGUGUGUGUGCAUGCCUGUACCAGAAUAUUAGGGGCAGUUGUGUGUGUGUGUGUGUGUGUGUGUGUGUGUGCAUGUCUGUACCAGAAUAUUAGAGACAUGGGGGGGUGCACAUAUGCACAUGCAUCUGAGCACCAGGGGCAGGGAGUGUAUGUGGGUGUGUGCAUGAGCACUAGGGGACAGGUGUGUGUGUGUGUACGUGUGUGUAUAUCUGAGCACCAGGGGCAGAGUGUCCGUGUGUGGGUUUUUUGCAUGCACAAUUGCACACCCGUUACCUUCUGACCAGGGUUUUGCAUGAGCCAGGCACAUGCUGUAGCCAUCUGCGCCUGUUCACUUUGGGGCUGGCUCUUUGGUGGGCGUUAUAAGAAAGGCUCCACAAGCGGGUAGCUCUUCCAACAUCCUUGGCAGCCCUGUAACUCCACUCACAUAUUCACGCAUGGCCUCUAGGACAUGUUAAGAAACCACCUGCACUUGGCCGAAGAGGCUGUGAAAAUGAAGCAACAGAGCAGUUCACAGGUUCUCAACUUUUCAUAGACACCUCAUUCCACAACUGUAAUGAACUGAGCAGUUUCAAACAACUGAUUCCACCCAGUUCUUCUGCCUAUGGAAAAAUACUAGAGCAAGUCGUUCAUUGCCAAAUGUGCAAAAAGACCACAGCAGGCAGGAUGGAUUCCUAUCGGAAACCUGUAGGCCUAUCUCAUGAAUCAUGUGCAGGUGUUUGCAUAGCUACUAGCUCUAAUUUUGCACAGCACCACAUGGCACCCUUUGGAGGACUGGAAUUGGACUGUUCUCAGUGGGGGCAGAUGACAGAACAAGGAGCAAUGGGCUCCAGUUGCAGCAAGAGAAGAUGAGGUUAGAUCUUAGGAAAAACACUCUCACCAGGAGGGCGGUGAAGCACUGGAACAGGUUACCCAGAGAGGUGGUGGAGUCUCCAUCCUUGGAGGUUUUUAAGGCCCGGUUCAAUAAAGCCCUGGCUGGGAUGAUGUAGUUGGGGCUGGUCCUGCUCUGAGCAGGGGGUUGGACUCGAUGUGACCCCCUAAGGUCCCUUCCAGCCUCGUUUUCUAGGAUUCUGUGAUUCUAGGGAUCUCACAGCCGCCACCCAGUGCUCAGCAGAAGCAGCGCUCCUGAAGUACUUUGUGAAGCUGAACAUCAGAGAGAAAUCCAGCUGGUCUCCUUUCCACAUGACAAGCAAGGAGGUGAGACCUUGGCUGGAAUAUCCUGCAGAGAGCAACAGCCUGCAGCCUGCAUGCACUACAAUGUCACAGAAAUGACCACCAGCAAAUAGCACUUUUUGUCUUAAUUUUUAACCUCCUCUCUCUCCCCCCGCAGCAUUUCCAUUGCACAUAGCCCCACUGCAAUUUCAAUAUAGUCCUGGUGUUUUCACCCCUACCAUACAGAGCUUUUCCCAUCGGAGAUACUCAUGGAAUUACUAACUAGACACUCGGCACCGACUGCUGGCCAGUUUUACCUAAGCCCCGCACUGAGGUUAUUCUGUUUUCAGCUUGCUUAUAACCAUGGCAGAGGCACAUUGGCUCCUACUGGACGCAGGCAGCGUUUUUCAAAAGGUAACUUUGCUGCAAAAUCCAUCUUUUCAGGUGACUGAGGUAGAACCCAGUGCCCUGCUUGGGCUGGGACAAGAAAGAGCUAUUGGAAAAGCUUGACUCAGGUUUCAGCACUGAGGAAGGAUUGAAAGGACUUGUUUGGUGGGAAGGAGACUUAAGUUAUUUUAAAAGGGAUUUUAAAGGGGUUUAGUAAUAAGAAACAAAGCACUUUGGUUGAGCCGGGAUAAUUUUCUGGUCCAGCCACCAAACUGGAACCCAGCAUAGUUUGCACAGCUCGGUUUGAACAAGGACAAUACUUGCAGUGCCUGAAAGGUUGUCCUGUCCAGGGGGUAGAGAGCAUCUCCUGGUGGGGAAGGGAUGGGCUGGCCUACACUUGGGUUGUCGCUGGCUGCUGCUGCCUCCUAACACAUGGAAAUCCCUAAGCCUUGGUCAGGAUCCCACAAGCAAGCAAGGGAAUGGGCAACAACGCUGUUGGGACGUCCGUGCAGCAAGGCUGUCCUGCCGUGUGAGUUGGGGGCCUUAGCAUGGCCACGCUGGAGUAACAGGAUGGAGGAUGGAGUUUCAUAUCCAGCUUCUGACAAGUCCACAGAGUUGUCAGUCAUGGCCCAGUAGCUUUUGUACCCAAUGCGCUGGGUGCUGCACAUCCCCUUCGUGAGAGCCUGCCUGCCCCAGAGAGCUUGUCAUCUAAUGAGACAAAGCAAACAGGCACAGGAAGGGACUUGCCCUUGACCACACAGUCAGUCGGUAGCAGAGCUGGGUAUCCUUUGGGCCAGCCUGGUGCUCUCCUGAAUGCUUUCUGGGAGGCCUGCUUCCUACCAGCGUGACGGGACUUUUCCUCGGAGAUGUUCUGGGCUCUAGAGUGUCCGGCCUGGUUGGAUGAUCCGGGUUCAAGAUUGUGCACUCUAGAACCGAGCUCCUGCUCAGAUGUUCGGGGUCCUGGACCAUCCGGCCUGGUCAGGUAAUCUGGGUUCUCAAACCCCAAGCACUGCCCAGCUGUAGCAUUCAAGUUUUUUCCCCUUCUUCCAAAAAUGUCUCUGUUUGCAGAACUUCUUGGCUUCUUGCCUCACAGCUCUUCCUCAGGUCUGGAACGCCAGGCCCCACACAUCCCCUGGACCGUCCUGGACUGUAGUGCCCUGUUGCCCCUGUGCCUGUAGCAUCCCCAAAUUCGAGAGCACCGUGCCAGUCGGAUUUCCAGAGCAUUCAGAUUUUGCAUUGCAGAAUGCCAAACACCCUGGUUUUUAGAGCUCACAUCCUCACAGAGCAGCAAGACAGGGCAGCCAUAAAAGCCACGAUGGAGAAACAGCCCCUGGCAGAGGCAUGCAGAGAAGGUGGGAGACUCUCAGCAGAGACUACAGGAAAGUGAAGGAAGGAAGUUUUGGAGGAAGAACGGUCCCAAACCCAGAAGCCCCAGUGCUGCCCACAGCCAGAGGUCUCUGCACUCCCACACCCGUCGUGGAGGAAGGCCUCGGACUCUGUGCAUGGCCUCACUCUGCAGCCGACCUCAUUGCAAUGAGGCUUUGCCCUUCCGCAUCAGAUAUUGAGGACUUUCCAAGAGGAUUUCCUUAGGUUCGUACUUGAGCCGCAUACAGCCAGGAAAGGCAGGAAAGGAAAGUCUUCACCCCACACUGAAAUGCAGCCACUCUGGAGUGGGGACAAGCAUGAUGGUAUAUUGCUAUGGGCCAGUCACAGGAGGGGAACCUAGUGCUCCCCCCUGCUGUCCCCACUGGUGACACUGGCUACCUGGGGGGGCAAUACAGCCAGGGGCACGGAGAAAGAGGAAUCGCCAGCCCUCCUCCAUCCCCAGGAGCCUGAGAUAGGCCCCAGUCUGUGGUCAGCACCGCUGAGAGUGGGGGAGCUCGCAGAACGGGGUCUCUCGGGCUUGGAACUGGAGGAGGCUGGAGCUGCAGCUGGAGCCCUGCACAACCGGAGCGCCAUCUGCACAGCCCAAGCUCCAUGUAGUCACCAUAGAGACAUCUUGCCCACUGAGGGCUGUGCCAGAGGCAGAGGAGGGCUGGCCAUGGGGACAGAACAUGGGGGGAUGGAGGGCAGGCAGGUUCUGCCCCCCCACCCCAUGCACACACAUGCGACCGUGCAAGCACACACCUGGCCAGGCACAUGGGGACAGACAGGUGCAGAGCAGGGGCUUACAGGAGUAGGCUGACGUGACCGAGUGGGAAGGAGGGAAAUACAGGACUUGUGUUUUCCAGCUGGAGAGCAGGCUUUGCAAUUCAAUGCAACCUUCGUGUCCAGCCUGUGUAUAUGCUUAUGAACAGGCACAUGUAUGUGCCUAUGGCUGUGUGUAUAUACAGAGGUAUAUAUAACAGCUACAGACAGUGUCAUGGGAAAGCAACUUUGUGCAUGGAAUCGAUGCCACAUAAUUAGUAUUAACAGUCCCUAUUAAACCAGUGUCUGAUAUGGCUAUGCAGAUAGAUCACUUCUCUCUCUCUCUCUCUCUCUCUCUCUCUCUCUCUCUGUAU
Molecule: messenger RNA, 7938 nt
Organism: Alligator mississippiensis (American alligator)
Lineage: Eukaryota; Metazoa; Chordata; Crocodylia; Alligatoridae
Gene: KCNJ10
Product: potassium inwardly rectifying channel subfamily J member 10
Exons: 2
Coding region: 397-1533 (378 amino acids)
Biological process (GO): regulation of monoatomic ion transmembrane transport; potassium ion import across plasma membrane
Cellular component (GO): plasma membrane
Molecular function (GO): inward rectifier potassium channel activity
Source: RefSeq, a predicted model, not a curated record